CAUCCUUCCACUCAAUAAAAGAGACUGGCAUACGGCUCCGUACAAUGCCAGUCUUGCUAUUGCUCUUUUAAGAUUUCUGGGUUUACACGGUGUCUCUAUGACGCUGGAGCACGUGAGGUCGUACUUCGGCCGGUACACCCAUCAGCGUGUCGUUCUCGGGAAGGAGAAGAAGUCUACGUUACCUACACUUUAUGACGUCCUCGUCAUUCUUCACUGGUGGUGAUCAUCACAACUCGUUCGGGUUGACACGCGACCCAUCUACUUGAUCUCGGCUCUCCGUCUGUUCGAAGUCUACAUUCGUUACCUCAAACACACGAUGUCGUACUACCUUGCAAUCGUCGGUACAAAGGACAAUCCAAUCUUUCAGAUGGAGUUUGGCUCUUGGAGAGGACGAGGCGAUGGUGUUCCUCGGUUCCGCGAAGCCAUCCGCCACAUGAAUCAAUUCAUCGUUCAUUCGGCAUUGGAUAUCGUGGAAGAAGUUCAAUGGACCUCAUCAUCCUUCUACAUGAAGAACAUCGACCGAUUCAACAACUCAAACAUCUCCGUCUUCCUCACAGCAGGAAACAUCAAGAUCAUGCUCCUGCACAAGAGUAAGCAGGAUGAUGCGAUUCGGGCAUUUUUCCAGGGGGUGUAUGAUUUGUAUGUCAAGUGCCUGCUGAACCCAUUUUACACAGUAGACGCACCGAUCACGAGCCCAGCGUUUGAGGUGAAGGUUAGAGCCGCUGCGCAGAAGUAUCUGUGAUGGAAGCAUGGUAAUGGGCAUUACCCGAGCAGCGAAACAAUAAGGGUAU
Saitoella complicata NRRL Y-17804 is the source of this 791-nucleotide messenger RNA. Its product is annotated as Sedlin. Gene Ontology annotation, cellular component: TRAPP complex; cytoplasm; nucleus. The record is from RefSeq and is a predicted model, not a curated record. The transcript has 2 exons. Gene Ontology annotation, biological process: endoplasmic reticulum to Golgi vesicle-mediated transport. NCBI's taxonomy places the organism in Eukaryota, Fungi, Ascomycota, Saitoellomycetes, Saitoellales, Saitoellaceae. Bases 317 to 742 code for a protein of 141 amino acids.